Messenger RNA from Penaeus indicus, 2745 nucleotides. Its product is annotated as transmembrane protease serine 9-like. The transcript is spliced from 21 exons. Gene Ontology annotation, molecular function: serine-type endopeptidase activity. The record is from RefSeq and is a predicted model, not a curated record. Lineage: Eukaryota; Metazoa; Arthropoda; Malacostraca; Decapoda; Penaeidae. Gene Ontology annotation, biological process: proteolysis. The coding region runs from base 1 to 2745 and encodes 914 amino acids.
AUGAUCUUGAAAUAUAUUCAAUACAUUACUGUAGGGAAAUAUAAGCACAACCAGGCUGUACUGUACACUAGAAAUGAGGGUAUUCAGCUCAUAUCAUGUAAUGAUAUGAGUUUGGUUGUGAAAGACCACACCUGUGGCGAGAGGAAGGGACAUGGAUACUCAGGGGUAUAUAACCAUACCUGCAGAGGGUUUCAGCCAGAGUCCUCGAGCGAUCCGGGCUGCGAAGUAGUCCUCCUCCUCCUCCUCUACUCGAACACUCGCUCAGGUCCUCCUCGAAGAGCUCUCGCCAUGAGGGUCUUCUCCGUUGGGUUGGUGACGGCGACGCUGCUGUUCGCCUGGAGCGAUGCCAAUGCCAGGAUAGCACCAAAGAGCAGGUUUAUCGGUUUUCGUCAAGUGACACUGAACCCAGAUCAGGCUCAAACCUACCCCAGUGGUGGUGUUGGUCCCCGUCAGGUGACACUGAACCCAGAUCAGGCUCAAACCUACCCCAGUGGUGGUGUUGGUCCCCGUCAGGUGACACUGAACCCAGAUCAGGCUCAAACCUACCCCAGUGGUGGUGUUGGUCCCCGUCAGGUGACACUGAACCCAGAUCAGGCUCAAACCUACCCCAGUGGUGGUGUUGGUCCCCGUCAGGUGACACUGAACCCAGAUCAGGCUCAAACCUACCCUAGUGGUGGUGUUGGUCCCCGUCAGGUGACACUGAACCCAGAUCAAGCUCAGACCUACUCCAGUGGUGUUGGCCCGCGCAUGGAAGUGGCACCACAGUUUGAAAAUAGAGCUGCAGUAAAUUGCGGAUCUUACUACAUAGCCCCGGGUUCUUCCAAGACAUUCCAGUCAAAGAACUACCCCAGUAACUACCCUGGUGGCAAGAGGUGCACAUGGAAAUUCCGCACUUCUGUUGAUUCAAAGUUGAGCAUCCAGUGUGACGAUUUCAAUCUGCAACAGUCGAGACAAUGCAAAAAGGAUUUCUUCCGGGUCACGGAUUCCUCUGGUUUUAAACAAAAAUACUGCGGUGCCAAGGGUUCUCUGAGCGUUUCUGAUAAAUCUAGGAGAGUUACUGUUUUGUUCAAAACAAACAGGAAGAAAUCUAAUACUGGAUUUUCCUGUUCUGUCAGAGCUUCAGUGCCAGACUCCCAAACAACAACUGUAGACCCUCAGCCAACUUCGGAAUGCACUGGAUGUGGACAAGUGAACCGUGCCAACCGCAUUGUUGGUGGAGUAGAGACAGAGGUGAACGAAUAUCCCUGGAUGGUGUCUCUUGUCAACGGCAAUGGAUACUAUCACUUCUGUGGCGGUUCUAUCAUCUCCAGUCAAUGGGUCGUCACUGCAGCUCACUGUGCAGCUAUCAUGAGCACCUCGGAUUAUGUGUUGGUGGGAGACCACAAUCUGUACUCAUCAAGUGAUGCCAAUUCUCAGUGGAUGCAAAUUGCUGAAAUUGUGAGUCAUCCGUCCUAUGAUUCAAAUACACUGGACAACGACAUUGCCCUCAUCAGACUUACCACAGAAAUACAGUUCCCAUCUGACAACAAAAUCGCCCCUGUGUGCCUUCCAACAGCUGGUGAAAUGUAUGAUAAUGUGGAUGCCACAAUCACCGGAUGGGGAGCUCAACAGGAGGGAGGAUCCACAUCCGGUACCUUGUUCGAAGUAACAGUGCCCACCAUGACUAACACCGAAUGCAAUAACAAAUAUGGAGGAAGCAUUACUGACAACAUGAUCUGCGCAGGCAUUCCUGAGGGAGGCAAGGACUCCUGUCAGGGAGACUCUGGAGGACCAAUGGUGGUGGAAGAAAACGGCAAGUGGAAACUGGUGGGAGUUGUAUCGUGGGGAUAUGGCUGUGCUCGACCUGAUAGGCCCGGAGUCUAUGCCAGAGUUACACAAUAUUUGCAAUGGAUUUCUGACUCUACAACCGGUGUCUGUGUUGAUGGAAACACACCUGCUCCUACUAAUGCCCCGACGCCCGCUCCUACUCCUGCACCCACGCCUGCCCCUACAUCUGCUCCCAGUUCUGACUGCCCUGGAUGUGGACAAGUGAACCGUGCCAACCGCAUUGUUGGUGGAGUAGAGACGGAGGUGAACGAAUAUCCCUGGAUGGUUUCUCUUGUCAAUGGCAAUGGAUACUAUCACUUCUGUGGCGGUUCUAUCAUCUCCAGCCAAUGGGUCGUCACUGCAGCUCACUGUGCAGCUGUCAUGAGCACCUCGGAUUAUGUGUUGGUGGGAGACCACAACCUGUACUCAUCAAGUGAUGCCAAUUCUCAGUGGAUGCAGAUUGCUGAAAUUGUGAGUCAUCCGUCCUAUGAUUCUAAUACACUGGACAACGACAUUGCCCUCAUCAGACUCACCACAGAAAUACAGUUCCCAUCUGACAACAAAAUCGCCCCUGUGUGCCUUCCAACAGCUGGUGAAAUGUAUGAUAAUGUGGAUGCCACAAUCACAGGAUGGGGAGCCCAACAGGAGGGAGGAUCCACAUCCGGUACCUUGUUCGAAGUAACAGUGCCCACCAUGACUAACACCGAAUGCAAUAACAAGUAUGGAGGAAGCAUCACUGACAACAUGAUCUGCGCAGGCAUUCCUGAGGGAGGCAAGGACUCCUGUCAGGGAGACUCUGGUGGACCAAUGGUGGUGGAAGAAAACGGCAAGUGGAAGCUGGUGGGAGUUGUGUCGUGGGGAUAUGGCUGUGCUCGACCUGAUAGGCCCGGAGUUUAUGCAAGAGUUACACUCAACAAGGAGUGUAUCAGUAGAUCCUAG